Molecule: messenger RNA, 2363 nt
Organism: Rhinichthys klamathensis goyatoka
Lineage: Eukaryota; Metazoa; Chordata; Actinopteri; Cypriniformes; Leuciscidae
Gene: antxr2b
Product: ANTXR cell adhesion molecule 2b
Exons: 17
Coding region: 261-1742 (493 amino acids)
Cellular component (GO): membrane
Molecular function (GO): signaling receptor activity
Source: RefSeq, a predicted model, not a curated record
GCUUUCAUUAAGAUAGAAAAAACUUUACGGAAUGAAAUUUAUCUCGAGUGGAGGAGACGGCUAUUUGAAAACAGGAGAAAACGAAUAACAAUUCUCGAAGGCCGCAGCAGGAGUGUCUUUUUAAAGAGUGUGUUAUUGUUCGAUGGUGUGAGAGCGCGCGCUGUCAUGCAGGAGUAAACUGCGCGCGGUCCGUCCACGCGCGUCAACUGGAUUUCUACUACUAGAUUUGAUGUGUUCCCCUUAACAGCGACGUGCAGUACAUGACAGGAAUGAGAGGAGACAGCGAUCAUGCCAUUAAAGCCACUUGGGUCCUCCAACUUUUCUGCAUGUCUCUCCUGACUUCAUUUGGGAAAGGAGAAGAUGGCUCUUGCCAUGGAGCCUUUGAUUUAUAUUUUGUGUUGGAUCGGUCAGGCAGUGUGUCUGACAACUGGCUGGAGAUCUAUACAUUUGUGGAACAACUUACUGAUCGUUUUGUGAGCCCGAAAAUGAGGGUGUCCUUCAUAGUGUUUUCCUCUAGUGCAGAAGUCGUGUUACCUCUGACUGGAGACAGGGCAGCUAUUGAUAAUGGUCUGCAGAAGUUGAGCGAGAUCAGACCUGCUGGUGAAACCUACAUGCAUGAGGGCUUAAAAAAGGUAUUAGAACAAAUGACUACCCAGGGAGGAAGAGCAUCUAGCAUCAUCAUUGCACUGACUGAUGGGAAGCUGGAGGUCUUUCCGCAUGACCUCGCUGUGAAAGAGGCGGAUCAGGCGAGGCAGUUUGGUGCUCGGGUUUAUUGUGUUGGCGUGAAGGACUUUGAUGCAAACCAACUUGUAGAUAUUGCAGACAGCAAAGAUCAAGUGUUUCCUGUUGUGGAUGGAUUUCAUGCCCUCAAAAACAUCGUAAACUCGAUUUUAAAGAAAUCCUGCGUCGAAAUUUUUAACCUCGAGCCCUCCAGCAUUUGCGUGAAUGAAUCGUUCAACAUAGUUUUGAGAGGAAGGGGCUUCACGCAGGGAAGAACGUCAGAGGGUGUGGUCUGCACAUUAUCGGUCAAUCAACAGGAUCCUUACAAUGAGAGGCCGGGUAUAGUGAAGGAUAAUUACGUGCUGUGUCCAGCUCCAGUGUUGACCGAGGUCGGACACUCAAUCGAUGUGCUCAUUAGUCUGAAUAAUGGCCAGUCUUUCAUUUCAAGUCCAAUCACAAUAUACGCCAACACAUGUUCUGACGGGAUAGUGAUUGUCAUUGUGAUCCUGGUGCUGCUGGUUCUGCUGGGUUUAAUUGUGUUCUGGUGGUUCUGGCCUCUCUGCUGCACUGUGGUAAUCAGGGAUCCACCCCCAUCUCGCCCUCCGCCUCCACGUCCAAUACCUGAGCCUGAGGUGGACCCUCUGCCGAAGAAGAAAUGGCCCACAGUGGAUGCGUCUUAUUAUGGUGGCAGAGGGCCUGGUGGUAUUACACGCAUGGAGGUUCGCUGGGGUGAAAAGGGCUCUACAGAGGAAGGGGCUCGGUUAGCCAAAGCCAAAAAUGCUGUGGUCAAAAUGCCAGAGGAGGAGUUUGAAGAGCCUGUAAUAAGACCCCCACCCAGACCACCACCGAUAUAUCAGGCCCCAGUCCCAGACAAAUGGUACACUCCCAUUAAAAGUCGUUUUGAUGCUGUGUUAGCAUUGCUGCGUAGACAAUACGACAGAGUUGCCAUCAUGAGACCUACAGCAAAUGACAAGGGGCGCUGCAUCAAAUUCACCCGCGUUCACAGUUCACAGAGUCAUUGACCAAACACAAUGUGUCCUUUACUUUAAAGUGAGUUUUGAUCAAUUUUAAGAGACUACUUGGAAAGACCUUUUGAAUAUAGGGUUCAAAUGUCACUUUUCAGGCACGUUCAGACAAGAAGGAUUGGGGAAUUCACCCCCGUAUGGAUACAGGGUGCACUGCAAAGGUGUACUUCUGAAUCAAAACUAUCAGAUUUUAAUUCUUACAUGUAUAAAUCUAUCCUGCUGAUUUUUCUGCAUGUGCUUUUAUAACAAUUCUUUUUUUUAUUUAUAUUCUAGGUACAAAUCAAUAUGGUGCCUUCUUGUGAGUGUAUUAUGAAGGGGUUUGUAAAGGAGAGAAAAUGUAAAUUAUUAUUUUUCAAUAUUAGUAGUAAAGAUGUUAAUUUUCCAGUUAAUCGGUAAACAUUUUUAUUUAAUUAUUUGUUCUUAUUUUUUAUUUAUAAUUCGAUUUAAUCAAUAGAUUACAUGUGUGAUAUGAUUUGAUAAUGAUGUAAAUGGCAUUUAAAAUGCAUUAAAAUAAAUAAUAAUACAGUUCACUUGUGAGAGUGUGAUUUAUGAUGUAAUAAAUGAUUUAUGAUGAAAUGUUAAAGCCUGUAAUACCUUUCAAAUAAAAUGUAAAAUUGU